CUUUCAAAAAUAGUACACUUCACCACGGCAGCAACCGGUACAGCAGCGGGCGGGUACGGAGGGUGUGAACCAUGGCUCGCUACGGAAAUAAAUAAAUAACGGGACCGGGACGAUAUUAUUUAAACCAAAGAGGAAGCGGAUAUAUCCAGAGAGAAGAAACUGGGUUACAGCUAGCUAAAGUCAGUGCCACACGUUUCAUUGUUGAUGUUGGUAUUUGGCCACGAAUACCUGCCGAAAAUUGUCCCGGAGCAGUUGGAUGGCCCUCCAAAACUCCUGGGAACUUCAGAGCUCUCUACUUGUUUACUGUUUGACGUCCUUUGUUGAGGUUCCUCUGUCCUGUGUGACCCCCUGACACAGAGAGGAUGGUGAUGGAGGAGGGGGGGCAGAGAGACAGAGGGAGGGGGACUCCACCGACACCAGGAGCAGAGGGGAGACAGAUCUUCGUGGAGCUUGGGGAGCAGAACUUCGAUGCCAUUUGUCUCUCUACAUAUCGAACAGCGUGCAAGCUCAGAUUCAUACAGAAGAAAUGCAACUUACAUCUGAUCGACAUAUACAACGUGAUUGAGGCGGUGCGGGACGCUGGUCUGAACGCUGUAGAGCUGAACGCCGGCAUCUCUGUGACCAGACUGGAGAACUUGGUGUCCUCCCUGUUCAACCAACUCAGCAAGCGCCUGCCCACCACACAUACCAUCGACCCGCGAGAGAGUACCGUCCUGUUAGUCGAAUUCUUACUGGCCGCCAUAGACAGUGAGCCAGACAGCCGUCUGACGGUGCUGUCUGUGAAGUCGAUGCUGGCCACACUGUGUGGAGGGAAACUGGUAGAUAAACUCCGCUAUGUGUUUUCUCAGGUAUCUGACUCCAGCGGCGUGUUGGUACAGUCCAAGUUUGAUGGUUUUCUGAGGGAGGCUCUCAAGCUGCCCACCGCUGUACAUGAGGGGCCGUCCUUUGGCUAUACACACACCUUAGCACGCUCAUGCUUCCCACAGCAGAAGAGGGUGAUGCUCAACAUGUUCCUGGACGUCGUAGCUGACCCUCCUCAGUGUCUUGUCUGGCUGCCUCUCAUGCACCGCAUGGCCAACGUGGAGCAUGUCUGUCAUCCCGUGUCAUGCUCCUACUGUCGUGGCAACAGCAUGAUGGGCUUCCGCUAUCGCUGCCUUCGUUGCCGUGGUUACCAGCUCUGCCAGAACUGCUUCUGGCGUGGCAACGCCAGCGGCUCUCAUAGCAACCAGCAUCAGAUGAAGGAGCACUCGUCCUGGAAGUCGCCAGCGACAAAGCUUGGCCGAGCCCUGAGCAGGACUCUGGGCUGUGUGUCAUCCAGAGAGCCCCCUCAUCCAAUUUACCCAGAGGAACCUGAGAGGACCCUUGACCUCGCCAACAUAGUCCCCCCUCGCCCUAUUGGGAACACCAGUGAGGCCAUGUUGCUCUCCUCAUCGGCGCCCGAGUCCUCCAAGAGUUUGGCAGCCGCUCAGCGUAUGAACGAGGAACACGCUCUGAUCGCUGCGUAUGUGAAUCGCCUCCAGAGCGUCCCAUGUAGUGUGGACAGUCCCAGCAGGCAAGAUGAGGAGCACAAACUGAUCGCCCGCUACACCUCCCGACUGGCAGAGACUGAUGGCGCAGGAGUGAUACCUAACCGGAGCAUCAACUUCGAUGUGAACAAACAGAAGAGGGAGCUCAUUGCUCAGCUGGAGUGCAAAAACAGAGAGAUCUUGGCAGAGAUCAAACGUCUCCGUGUAGAGCAUGACGCAGCGUGCCAGGCCAGCCCGGAGAAAGGCAGCACAAACCCAACUCUGCUGGCUGAGCUUCGUCUGCUCAGACAAAGGAAAGAUGAGCUGGAGCAGAGGAUGUCGUCUCUGCAGGAGAGCAGGAGGGAACUGAUGGUACAGCUGGAGGGACUGAUGAAGCUGCUCAAGGAUGAGGAACAGCGACAGGCAGCGCAGGCGGCUGGCUCUUCUCACGCCUCUCCUUCUCGACCGAGCCCAUCAACCGUCCGCUCUAUGGGUGCUGCAUCUCCCCAGGGUCACAUGUACCCUCCUCAAGAUUCACUCGCUGGGGUGGGUGGUGACGUACAGGAGGCAUUCGCCCAAGGCCCGAGAAGGAACCUGAGGAAUGACCUUCUGGUAGCAGCCGACUCCAUCACCAACACUGUGUCCUCACUGGUCAAAGAGCUCCACUCUGAUGAUGCUCGGGAGGAAGAGGAGAGAUUGCUGAACGGGAAGGACAGAGCAGGUUAAAAUGGCUGCAGGACAAACAAAAACAGUAGAUCGAUGUUUCAUCACGGCCAAAGAAGACUGACCCCGCUGGGAUGAAGAUUUAUCUUCUUAUAUUCAUCGUUAGCCAAUGGGGAUUAGAGCUCCACUGCCAAUCAACCAAUCACGAUGCUGGACACCAAAUGACCGCUGGGUUCCUACUGAUGUAUAGCUGUGAUUCUGUGUGUGUCUUGUCACUGUGGUUUUAAUUUUGUUUUGAUUUGAUCAUGCAUAGCUAAACGAAGAAUCUGAAACCUGCUGAUUUGUACUGUAGCACACGUGCAUGUGUGUGUGUGUGUGCGCGCGCUCUGCAUUUUCGAGGUGCGAGAGGGUCGAGUAAGUGAGAGGGACGCCGUGAAGAGACAGAAAUAUGUGUUUAGGAAAUUUGUGAAGGAUAAAAGUGCAGGAAAGUUUCAGGAUGGAGAUACAGGAUGUAACCACGUUGAAGGGAAAAAGUGGAGGAAAACAAAGGAAAGUGAGUUGUAACGUACGUUUUGGCACUGUGUGCUUAGUAUUUAUUGCUUUGAUUUGAUUAGAUUUUUGCCAUUUAGCCAUUCAGUUUGAGUGUUCAUGUGUUUGUGAGUGCGGUCAGGCUCUGCUGAGAUGAUAAGCUUUAAUGGGACGUUUCCUGCUGACGCCCCCCCCCUUUGGCUGUGACGAUGCAGGGUGGAAAGUUGAAGUCCCGGUCCUGGUCCAGGUGUCUGAAACCUGGACGAGAUAAGUGCCAUGGGUGCUGGUAUGAUAGCAGCUCAGGUUGUCCAGGCUUCUCUGUGUAUCGCGGUACUGCAGUGGGAGUCAAAGAGGAGAUAUCUGAUUACUGUGUGUGUGUGUGUGUGUGUGUGUGUGUGUGAGAGAGAGAGAGAGAGAGAAUAUAAAACCAUUUGCUUCAACAGGGUCAGUGUAGCAACAGAGUAGCAAAGUGCGUGGAUAAGUGGGCUCUGGAAAUAUUUAUCCCCAUUUAAAAAUUUUAAAAAAAGUCUAUUAAAGGGUCAGUUUACCCAAAUAACAAAUCUGAGGGGUCACAAGAUGAUCGAAGGUAUAAGGAAGAAAAGAAAUUCUGUUUAUUUUCUCUUUUAUUUUUCUCGUGAUUUCUUUACAUUUAUUUUUAUAUAUAUACUUUCACCUCUUCAAGACUCAAAAAAAAUCCAUAUUUGGUUGAAUUGCUCACAGGUCAUGUCCACAUUCAUUUUUUGUCUGACCAAUUAUUUAUUGCAUUUUGAUAGAAGAACACGCAUAUCAAGAAAUCAUGUAAACAGACAAACACAAAAAAAGAGAUUAAAAAAACUAUUUAAGAAAAUAACAACGGGGAAAAAAAUCUGUCCAACUUUUCAUUUACAUUUUUAUGUAUUUAUUUAUUUGGCUUUUGUCCAAAGCGACGUACAAAUGAGGUACAAUCCAAACUGGACCAAAGCGAUGCCAUCAACAAUAAGUGCCACGAUUUCAGUUCUGGUAAACGUACUUGAAGUGCUUCAUUCAAGUGCGAGGAUUCAACCAGCAGAGUUUCAUGUUCCAACUGCCAGUUACCAAACAUUAUGCAAACAAUUAUGGGGGUUUUACUUUCUAAACUCUGCCUGCCCAAAAUAAUUCCUCACACUUUGCUACUCUUUGAUGCCUUUCAAGCUUCCUGUAAAAUAUAGGGGAUUGUGGGAGUUGAAGUUCUCCUGUGGGUGUCACACCCAGCACCCCAAAAAGCUAUCAUACUGAUAUCUGUAUGCAAAUCAAACAUGAUCCAAAGUGACUUACUGAGUUUGUGUCAGGUCAGGUUGAUUUAUCUUCAUGCAACAGAUGUGAGAGAAUUUUAUUUUAUAUUUUAACACUUUUUGGCAUUAGAGGGUUUUGGUUUGUGCUCAUAGGAAGCUGCACUUAACUGUAUUGUACAUUUUUGGAUUUUCGGUUGCAGAGUUUGUUUUUUUCUUUUUCUUUCAGUCUUCACCAGCCCUCCACAUUGUUUGACUGACUACUUGCGACUGGUAUCAUCACAUUCUCAGUCCGCUGAAUGAUUUGACUGACUGUAUGAAUGAUUUAAUAAAUGAAUGAGCUCAUGUUGCAGUGUGUAUGUGUGAAAGAGAGAGCGAGACUGACAGGAAAGACGCGUCCUGACAUGAAACUGUAAACACCUUCAGCUCUGAACCUGCUGGAGCUGACGGUGUGAGUGAAAAGUAUUGAUCUGUGUUUCAUCUGCAAUAAAUCAUAUUUAACGUCAAA
Siniperca chuatsi (mandarin fish) is the source of this 4451-nucleotide messenger RNA. It is a transcript of the gene dtnba, whose product is annotated as dystrobrevin, beta a. Gene Ontology annotation, biological process: synaptic signaling. Lineage: Eukaryota; Metazoa; Chordata; Actinopteri; Centrarchiformes; Sinipercidae. Gene Ontology annotation, molecular function: zinc ion binding. Bases 363 to 2231 code for a protein of 622 amino acids. The transcript is spliced from 23 exons. The record is from RefSeq and is a predicted model, not a curated record. Gene Ontology annotation, cellular component: synapse; plasma membrane.